AUGGCACGGUGGCUCGCUCAUAAGAACACGUAUGCAGCGGCCGGGUUAGGCAUUAUCAUCUCGAUGUCGUCUCCUAAAGUCUGGUUUAUCACCGGUGCAUCGUCGGGCUUCGGUCGUGCAUUAACCGAGCUUGCGCUCAAGAACGGCGACAAGGUCGCAGCGACGCUGCGAAAGCCCGAGGCCAUAUCCGACCUUACCGCACAAUACGCCAUCGACACCGUUCUGCCGAUUCAGCUGGACGUGACGAAGCACGAGCAGGUCAAGGCCGCGUUCGACAGGGCGCUCGCGCACUUUGGGCGGAUCGACGUCGUGUUCAACAACGCGGGCGUGCUCGUGCUGUCCGAGGUCGAGACGAUGGUCGAGGCAGAUGCGCGAACGAUAUUCGAGGUCAACUUCUGGGGAGCAGCGUUCGUCACCCAAGAGGCGCUGCGGGUGUUUAGGGACGAGAAUAAGCCGCAGGGGGGAAGACUAUUGCAGGUGUCGUCGGGGGCGGGAGUGGUGGGUAUUCCAGGGAAUGGAUUUUAUGCUGCUUCGAAACAUGCUCUCGAGGGAUUAAGUGAGUCAGGAGCUAAGGAGCUUGACCCCGCCUGGAACAUCAAGAUCACCCUUGUUGAAUUCGGGGCCUUCCGAACCAAGAUGCUCGCCGACAACGUGAAGCUUCUUCCCCAUCACCCAGCAUACGAUAACAAAGCUCUCGCCGGAUACCAGAUCCGCAAAUACAUCAGAGGGACAUUGGUCAAAGGCGACGCAGAGAAGGCGAUAGGUCAGGUGUUGAAGUUAUCGCGGCUCGAAGACCCGCCGCUGCGGCUGAUGCUGGGGAAGGAUGGGUUCUCUAUGGUUCGCGACAAGUUGAAGGGAUACAGUGGAGAGCUGGAUAAAUACGAAGCGUGGUCUGCAGAUCUUGAUGUAGAGGAGUAG
This is a messenger RNA of Coniophora puteana RWD-64-598 SS2, 918 nucleotides long. Its product is annotated as NAD(P)-binding protein. The record is from RefSeq and is a predicted model, not a curated record. Gene Ontology annotation, molecular function: oxidoreductase activity. The transcript has 5 exons. Bases 1 to 918 code for a protein of 305 amino acids. NCBI's taxonomy places the organism in Eukaryota, Fungi, Basidiomycota, Agaricomycetes, Boletales, Coniophoraceae.